AGUGCGAAUAGAUGGGCCAUUUAAAUACACUUAUUGCGCCAGGUGUUCUCUCCAGGCUCCACCUCCAUCAUCUUCAACUUCUCCACCUUUCCGACGACUCCUUAUCUAUCCGGCGGUCGAUCGCCACCACUCGCCAUCACUUCCGUAGCCUUUUUCCCACCAAAUGUGAUGUAAAUCUCCGUCACCGCAAAACAAUGCAAGAAGCCCUUCAAAUCCCCUCCACCCCCACCGCCCAACUCCACCUCCUCACGCCACCCAGUCCAACAACCGUCCAUUUCCGACCACCCUCUUCCGCCUCCAAAACCUCCAUCUCUCCCAAACUCUCUCCACCACCAUCAUUUCGCUCCACUGAAGAACUGCAAGAAAAACUCAUCUACCUCGAUUCAUUUGAAAUAGACUUAAUCCCACUCCUCACCACACACCCUCCACUCUUAUCCACCACCCUCUCCCACCUUAAAUCCACCGUCUCCUUCCUCUCCACCACCAUCCUCCUCCCCCAACCCGCCGUUCGCCGCCUCAUCUACAUCUGCCCUCAAGUCCUCACACUCCCACUCACCUCCAUCGUAUCCACUAUUACCUUCCUCCUCCGCGAAGCCCAUGUCCACACCGACGACCUCCACCAGGUCAUCCACCGCCGCCCAAGACUCCUCACAUCCGACGUCAAAACUCGACUCCGUCCAACCCUUUACUUCCUCCAAGGCACAAUCGGGAUCUCCGGUGUGAACAAACACACCCACCUACUAACUUGCUCCGUGGAAGACAAAUUUCUCUCCCGUAUCGAAUACUUCCACGAAAUCAUGGGAAUUUCUUAUAAAGACACAAUCUUGAUGUUCCGACGGUUCCCUUCGCUGUUUUGCUAUAGCAUCAAGGACAACAUUGAGCCGAAAUUCAAGUAUUUGGCGGUGGAAAUGGGGAGGGAAUUGAGAGAAAUGGUGGAGUUCCCGCAGUACUUUUCGUUUAGUUUAGAGAAAAGAAUAGAUCCAAGACACCGGCGGUGCGUCGAGAGGGGGGUUUGUUUGCCAUUACCGAUGAUGUUAAGAUCCAGUGAGCGGCGGUUCCGGGAUAAGAUGGAGGUGUGAUGUAUCAUAUUAUAAUUCUUCUGUAAUUUCCUUCGUAAUUCGUUGUCAUUAUUAUUGCUAUUUUUAUGUUGGUAAAGCAAGAUAAUAUCUUCAAAAGAUCG
Messenger RNA from Cynara cardunculus var. scolymus (artichoke), 1180 nucleotides. RefSeq names its product transcription termination factor MTEF1, chloroplastic-like. Gene Ontology annotation, biological process: regulation of DNA-templated transcription. The record is from RefSeq and is a predicted model, not a curated record. Gene Ontology annotation, molecular function: double-stranded DNA binding. NCBI's taxonomy places the organism in Eukaryota, Viridiplantae, Streptophyta, Magnoliopsida, Asterales, Asteraceae. The coding region runs from base 12 to 1079 and encodes 355 amino acids. The transcript has a single exon.